AUUUCUUUGCGCAUGUGCAGCAGUACUUCCUUUUUCCGGUGAAUUUUGCAGGAUUUCACGUAAACAACAGAGGGUUGUGGAAAUCCUAAUCAUCUGCAAUCAUGAUUGUCUUCAAGGAUAGAAUUACUGGUGAUGAGUUGUUCAGUGACUCUUUUAAAAUGAGCGAGGUAUUUGAUGGCCUGAUGUACAAGGUUCAUUGUUGUAUGACAGUAAAAAGUGGAGAUGCUCUUGAUCCCUCAGCCUUCGGAUUAAACCCGUCAGCAGAAGAACAAGAGGAACAAGUGGACGAUUGUGGGCAGGAAAAGGGUCUAGACAUCUGUUUAUUUCACAAAGUUGAGGAAUGCCCAGCUAUUGAUUCAAAGAAGUCCGUUAGCAGCUACCUGAAGAAAUACUUGAAAAAUUUGGCCAAGCAUUUGCAAAGUGACGAGUGCCUCAAGGAUGCACUUGCCUCUUUCAAAAAAAACUUUCAAAACCCAAAGGAUGUCAUGGAGAAAUUUUCUGACUUGUUCGAUGACAACAGUUCUUUUUAUUUCGGGGAACAUUUUGACCCAGGAGAGAACAACUCUGCACCAAUGAUUGGCAAGUGGGAUGAAGAUGGUAUGGGCCUUGACAUGUACAUAUUAAAGGACUCCUUGGAGGAGGAGAAAUGUUAAACAAUGAAGACAACUAAGAAAUUACAUCGUCUUACAUCAUCAUGUGAUGGAAAACAACAUUAAGUCAUUAUAUUGAAUUAUCUGCGCAAGUUCACCGAGGUACCAGACUUCGCUUAUGCUGUGAAAAAUAAGACCUUCACCCCUUAUAAGUGCAUAAGUUGUGUUUGGUAUGCAGAGGGCAAACAUUCUAGGAUCAAGAUGUUUAAAAGCAUAAGACCUAUUAUGUUGUGUUUUUUUCAAAAAUAGAGAGUUUUCAGUGCUAUAAAACAUCGUUUUGCUUAUAUAGAAAUACUUUACCUCUUUUAAAUGUUUCUGUGCAAUUAGUUUACAGUGAAAUAUAAUAGUACAAUUUUUACCAUUUAUGAGAUGCCCUUCUGCUGACAUUUUGAAGGUAAAUAUUUAUUAUUCCCGUCUGUGUUAUUAUUCAUAAAUGUCAUUACUAAAAAGAAAGUGAAAAUCAGAAAUGUUUGUGUUAUUCCUAUACUAUUUUUUGUCUGCGCUUAAUUUGAUGCUUGCUGUUGUUAGACAUUAUUGGUUCAUCUUGUCAAUUUGUUGAACGAUCGCUUUAUAUUCAUAGUAACGCUUUAGUAAAAAGUUUAAUUUAUUAAAGUUCUCCUGGGGCAAGCGGC
Molecule: messenger RNA, 1282 nt
Organism: Mya arenaria
Lineage: Eukaryota; Metazoa; Mollusca; Bivalvia; Myida; Myidae
Product: translationally-controlled tumor protein homolog
Exons: 6
Coding region: 102-653 (183 amino acids)
Cellular component (GO): cytoplasm
Molecular function (GO): calcium ion binding
Source: RefSeq, a predicted model, not a curated record